This is a messenger RNA of Cicer arietinum (chickpea), 987 nucleotides long. NCBI's taxonomy places the organism in Eukaryota, Viridiplantae, Streptophyta, Magnoliopsida, Fabales, Fabaceae. The record is from RefSeq and is a predicted model, not a curated record.
UAAUUAUAAUUUUAUAACUUAUUGUGAUUUAAUUCUUUUAAUAUUUUAAUUUUUCAGUGGGUGCACGAGGAAGAGACGGCAAAAUCAUACGAAUUACACGGGACACUGAGACUUCUACAUCGACUCCGAUGAAUCCCCCAGAGAGGAUUCGACCGACAGCUUCAAGGAGAAGAAGACGUAUGAUUAUUGAAGAUGAUGAUGAGGGACAUAAUGAUCAGGGGGCGCCUUCUACAGUGCAUGAGGAAGAUGUGGUACAUGGGCAGGUGGAUGUACAUGAGCAUAUGGUGCACGAGCAGGUGGAUGUACAUGAGCAGGAGGAGGCUGCACCUGCUCAUGAGGGAUAGCAUAUGGAGGAGGAACAUGAUGGAGCUGAGGGACCUGGUGAGCUCACACGGUAUCCUGGAGGACCUUAUGAUUUGUCUGUCCUUACACGAUACCGUUAUCAUGUUUCAGCUAGACUAUGGUUUGGCGAGAUGGCAUUCUGAGACAUCGUCAUUUCACAUGCCAUUUGGUGAAAUGACGAUUACUUUGGAUGAUGUUGCCAAUCUUCUCGGAUUGCCUAUUAGGGGUGAGUUCUACAGUCCACCCGAUGUAGAUAGAGUAACGACAUGUAAUCUUGCCGUCCAUCUAUUAGGAGUGACCACGGAAGAGAUCUGGGAGGAGACCAGAAAGACUAGAGGUGCACACUAUAGAUUGGAUUGGUUGAAGGAGGUGUUCAGAAGGCAGUGUGCAGCAGAGAGGUUUGACUGUGCUGCUAGGGCAUAUCUGUUGAAUUUAGUCGGGAGUACUAUUUUCGCUGAUAAGAGUCAUACUCUAGUUGAUGCGAAGUACCUCCCUUUAUUCAGAUAUUUAGAUGGUAUAGAUAGAUAUGCAUGGGGUACUGCUGCACUAGUGGUCCUUUAUGACUACCUCUCAGAUGCCUGCUAUUAUGACACCAAACAGCUAGGUGGAUAUAUGACGUUGCUUCAAAUAUCAAUUAUAUUUUAG